This is a messenger RNA of Eriocheir sinensis (Chinese mitten crab), 2888 nucleotides long. RefSeq lists its product as uncharacterized. The coding region runs from base 242 to 1957 and encodes 571 amino acids. Gene Ontology annotation, cellular component: tRNA methyltransferase complex; cytosol; nucleus. The record is from RefSeq and is a predicted model, not a curated record. Gene Ontology annotation, biological process: RNA (guanine-N7)-methylation. Lineage: Eukaryota; Metazoa; Arthropoda; Malacostraca; Decapoda; Varunidae. The transcript is spliced from 9 exons. Gene Ontology annotation, molecular function: tRNA (guanine(46)-N7)-methyltransferase activity; protein binding.
CAGCCAAGACCAAGACCAAAAAACUCCCAUGUAAACAAAACACACGUGGCCGAAGCGGAAAAAAGAGAAAAAUAUUGAUAAACGGAGGAAUAGAAGGGAAUAGAAUAGCGAUAGAAGGGAGGCAGACACGUGAAUAGAUAGAGGAAGAGUGAUAGAAGAAGAGGGGAAAGGAAGAGGAAGAUAAGAGGAGGAGGAAGAGGAGAACAACCUUAUUUAUCUUUGCCACACAGCGACGGCAGUGAUGGUGGUGGUGGAGGUGUGUGGUGACCUGACCCUGCUGUCCGCCGGCAGGUCACUCAUCAUCUACGACCAAAGCACAUCAACAUCGAGGGUCAUAAACGCAUUUGCCGAGACCAACAACAGUGAAAAUGGAAGAGCGGAAGACGAUGGAGAGAAGAAGAAGGAAGAGGAAGGAGGAGGAGGAGGAGGAGGAGGAGGAGGAGAGAUAAAUAAGAAGAAAGAAGAAGAAGAAGAUGCUGAUGAUCGGAAGGAAGAUGGAGAUGGAGGUGAAGGAAGGAAGGAGGAGGAGGAGGAGGAGGAGGAGGAGAAGGGAAGAAAGGAGGAGAAUGGGAAGACUGAUAAAGAAGGGAAGAAGAGGAACAACAAAAACAACAACAACAGCAAACCAGACAACCGCCACAUCACAGCCGCCAAGUUCUCCCCAUGUGGGCGGUGGUUGGCGGUUGGCGGAAGUUGCAAGGUGGUUGAAAUUUGGCGGGUUGGCGAAUGGCGGAUGGCGGCCGCCCACCGACUGCCCAAGAAACCCACGGCGCUGGCGGUGACGGAUGACUCCACUUGUGUUUAUGUGGCGGACAGAGCAGGUGAUGUCUAUAAGUUUGACCUCCCCUCUACUACUACUACUACUACUACUACUACUUCUGCGGAGGGAACUAUCAAGCCUGUUUUGGGUCAUCUGUCUAUUCUUCUGGAUUUGGCUAUCACCCCAGACGGACAGUACCUGGCCACCUGUGAUCGAGAUGAGAAGGUGCGCUUAUCACACCUGUCUCACCCCUGCCUGAUACACACCUUCCUGCUGGGCCAUAAGGAGUUCGUGACGGCCCUCGCACCCCUCUCGGAGCGACCCCCAUACCUGUUGUCCUGCUCUGGGGAUGGAACGAUCAAACUCUGGAACUACGCGGAGGGAAAAUGUCUCUCUACCCUCGAUGUCUCUCCGUUUCUUUCCUCCGCUUCCUCCACCAUCACGGAAGCGGAGGAGAAGGAGAGAAAAAGCCCCUCCACCCCUCCAUCUCCUUCCACUCCUGCUGUUAAGAAGAUAUUAGCUAUUUCUUCCUCCUCCUCCUCCUCCUCCUCCUCCUCCUCCUCCUCCUCCUCUUCUUCUUCUUCCUUCCUGGUUGCUGCCCUUGUCUAUAGGGCAAAAGAAGUCUUACUCUGCAAAGUGGAGGAUGGUCAUCUCCACUUCAUCUCCACCACUCCACUUCGAGGAGAACCAAGUGGAGGAGCCUGGAGGAGGAGGAGGAGGAGGAGGAAGACCAGCGGAGGAGGAGGAAGGGAGGAAGAGGAGGUGGAGCUGGUUCUUGUGGUGGAGGAUGGAAGAGAAGGAGGAGAAGGAGGAGGAGGAGGGGUGGAGAUGGAGGUUGUGGAAGAUAAGGAGAAGGAGGAGGAGGAGGAUGUUCUUGUGGUGGAAGAUGGAAGAGGAAGAGGAGGAGGAGGAGGAGGAGGAGGAGGAGAGGUGGUGGUGAUGAAGGUGGUGGAAGAUAAGCUGGAGGAGGAGGAGGAGGAGGAGGAGGAAGAAGAGGAGGAGAAGGGCUUGGUCGGGCUGAGAAGAAGAUAUCGCCAGUUGUCCAAAGCAGGAGCCCCGAGCAUUCAAGGAGGUGUGGAAUUUCUAUACAAGCAGAAAUUUGACAACAUCGGAGAAUACCUGAAAAAGAAGAAGGAGAGGAUGGAGUUGAUGGAGAUCGGGCUGCCAUUGACGAAGAGGGGACGCUUUCUCAAGUGAAGAAGAUGGAGGAGGAGGAGGAGGAGAUAGAUAAUUUGAAGAUAAUACGAUAGAUAGGGAAGCUGGUGAUCGUAGAAAUGCUGAAGAUAGUGAUGAUUGCUAAAAUGAAGAUAGGGUGGCAAUGAUGAUGAUAGGAAUGAGGAUAAAGAAAAGUUGACGAUGGAAAAAAUAAUGAUGGAAAUGAUGGUAUUUUAAAAGAUGGAUACCUAGCCUUUUCUAAGCACUCAAAGGGAUAGAAGAUGUGUGUUAUCGUCCCCCAGAAGAUGGAGGAGAUACCAAGCCUUUUCUAAGCACUCAAAGGGAUAGAAGAUGUGUGUUAUCGUCACCAAGAAGAUGGAGGAGAUACCAAGCCUUUUCUAAGCAGUCAAAGGGAUAGAAGAUGUGUGUUAUCGUCCCCCAGAAGAUGGAGGAGAUACCAAGCCUUUUCUAAGCACUGAAAGGGAUAGAAGAUGUGUGUUAUCGUCACCAAGAAGAUGGAGGAGAUACCAAGCCUUUUCUAAGCACUCAAAGGGAUAGAAGAUGUGUGUUAUCGUCACCAAGAAGACGGAGGAGAUACCAAGCCUUUUCUAAGCACUCAAAGGGAUAGAAGAUGUGUGUUAUCGUCCCCCAGAAGAUGGAGGAGAUACCAAGCCUUUUCUAAGCACUCAAAGGGAUAGAAGAUGUGUGUUAUCGUCACCCAGAAGAUGGAGGAGGAGGAGGAGGAGGAGGAGGAGAUGGUGUGAGUAUUGAUGGUUGUAGGAGAAAGUCUCAUUGAUGGUGAAGAUUCUGUGCAGAUGAAGAUGAUUAAGAUGACAAUAGAUAAGAGAUGAUGUAAAGAUGCUGACAAGAUAGAAGAUAUGAUGAUAAGGGGGAGUGAAGGAUAAUGAUGGGGAGGAUAAUAGUGAGAUAUCUUUUGUAAUUACUGAAAGAAAAAUAAAGGAAAAAAAUACUG